Messenger RNA from Anoplophora glabripennis (Asian longhorned beetle), 10814 nucleotides. It is a transcript of the gene Ten-m, whose product is annotated as teneurin-m. The record is from RefSeq and is a predicted model, not a curated record. Bases 327 to 9623 code for a protein of 3098 amino acids. Gene Ontology annotation, biological process: motor neuron axon guidance. The transcript is spliced from 17 exons. NCBI's taxonomy places the organism in Eukaryota, Metazoa, Arthropoda, Insecta, Coleoptera, Cerambycidae.
CUUGAUACUGUUCCCUGCUCUCCAGCAUAAACAAAACACUGAGUAUCAUCAAAUACAGUAAAAGUUCGCGCCCGAGGCAUGCUGACCCUCCGGGCGAUCUGAACAGUCCUGGUGGCGAGAGAUCGAAAUAAAUGUUAUGAUUGGUUGAGCUUUUUAUUUUUUCUAAAUUUGUGACUGUGUGACUGUGGUUAUUUUGUUUUGUGGCUGUUUUUAGUGGCGCUGACUGUCGAGGGGAUUCGUCUCCGCAAUAUUUACCACCGUGGCUGGUGAGUGUGUGUCCCUUGGCUCAGCCUUCACUGCCUUCCGACACAUGCCCCUGCUUCGCAAUGAGCUACUCGCAAGGAAAGGGGCGCCUGUAUCCAGCGUAUAGCCUGAGCGGAUCAGAAGGAGAGGACUCGCCGCGCAGAUACGGCUCCCAGCACACGUACCAGCACCCUCUCUAUCAACAGCCCGCAGGCCUCAGCGACACCCCCACCUCCGAGAACGCUUCGGACGCCACCCUCACCGAUUCCGAGCUGGCUCUGGCCAGGGAUUCCACACUGCUCGUACACAACGGUUGUCUGUUGGACGGAGUGCCCCGACCCCCUGAUGUGCCCCCCCGAAACCCGACCAUGAGCCGGUUAAACGGACGCCUGGCCUCAGCACCCUCCGCAGACCCCACCCAGGACUUCGAACCCUCCUGCUUGGUGAGGACGCCUUCAGGAAAUGUAUAUAUACCCAGUGGGACACUUAAUCACCCGAAAAACUCGACCAUCGAUUACAAGUCGAACUCGUCGUGCAGCAGCCCCUCGAAGGAUAUGAAGACCGCCGACAGAUGUGGCAUGCCAUAUGGGCCCCAGGUACCUGUCCUGCCCGUCCGAAACAACUUGCGCCGGCCCAAUUCGUCGCAUUUUCCGCAAGCCAGCAGAUUCCACUUCAGGAAGGGGCUGGCCUCGAAGUGCACGUGGAAGUGCACCGCCAUCGUGUUCAUCAUGCUGUCGGUGGUGCUCACAGCUGCCCUUUCUUAUAUUUCAGCCUCGAGCUUAUUGAAUUGGUCAUAUCAAAAUACGAAACCAUGCGAGGUUCUGGUAGGGGACAACACGCAGAUUGUGCCUGCCUCCAAAACUGUCCCUUCAGAGACCAACCUUUCCACAUCUAGUAAACCGAAAACUGCAAAUUCUGGAGGUAAUGAGUUUAUCUAUUCCCGAAAACGUAGGCAGGUUUCUGAAACACCGCAUGCUUUUGUGUUACCGAAUGCUACCACAAACUCGAGUGACCCUCCUAGUACUGGUGGACCUGAUAGUUUGCAUGCUAGUACCGUUAGAUCUUUGCAUGAAACGAACAAUCUUACCUCAGGAAAGCUUUCCGUUCUUGAUGUUUUUGCACCUCCAACUAAUAAAACAAAUACACAGACACUACACGCAGAAAAUAUAUCCACUGCUGCCCCUGAAUUAAGUGAAACUGCUCAAAUUUAUGAAGCCCCUGAAAAUCUAAUGGCAGACAAUAAUGCUGCUGAAAAUUUCGAAACUGUAUUAGAAGAUACAAAUUCUAGUGAAAUAGUGGACAAGAGUGAUGUUAAAAAUUAUGAUGACAUCUCUGAAGAAGACAACAUUUCAGAUUCUUCCUUAUUUACACUGGACGAUACAGUAUAUGAUGAAAUACAAAGAGAACAUAGCACUACAAUGAUAAAAUCUGAAUCGUCUGAACUUCAGCAUGAUUCUCCCAUAUUUUCUUAUGGUCAAGAUGAGGUCCAAAUUGUAAAGCUAAACCAUGAAACUUUAUCUACAACUCAAAAGUCAAAAGCAAAAUAUGAUACAAAAAAUAUAACAAUCGAAGUUAAAGCCCAAGAUAACUCAAAAGAAUUAACAGAUUCCAAUUUAUCAGUAUUACCAGUUGAAGAUAAUAUGAAUCUAAAUUUGAAGACGAUCCGCUUUAACAACCCUGAGUUCUUGCAUAACACUACUAAUAGCACUAUCUCUAAAGAAUUUGAGACUAAUGAUGUGCCGCAUCAAAGCGCUAAAAUAAAAGUAAUAGAGGUACCUCCUAUCCACAAUCCAAGCAUGUCCUCUUCCAAGCGUGUUCUUGUGAAUGUAACAAUAGCCACUGAUCCUGACCAUAAUAAUCCAUACUCCACACAUUCAGUCUAUGUGCUUUCUCUGUCUGUACCCACAGAGGGUAACGAGGAGCCUGGUGUCAAGGUCGACACAAAAGAGGCCCCAAAAGAAUUCCGUGGACCUGCAAAAGAGUCGGAUAAAUCGAGAACUACUUUACCACCAUCUAUUUUAGAUCUUGACAGAUACAAUGACGAUUCAGGUGGAGCUUGUGAGUGCUCUUGCCCAUGCUUAGACGAUCCUAAUUUUUCAGAAUCAAAUAGUACAGAAGACUAUGACUACAGUGGUGACAUCACGGCUCAAACCGUGAAUUCAACCCUUGAUACUACUAAGAAGCUUCUAGCUACAGAGAAAACUGUAUAUGAUACCAGCACAGAAUUUAUUUCUUUAUCUACUACGAUGUCUAGUGACUCUACAGGAUCUCCAGAAAUUGGGCAAACAAUUUGUCCAGAAGUUACAACGAAACUGCCACCACCACCUACGAUUCUCAUCCUCGAAGGUGCUCGUACGUUUCCCGCUCAAUCGUUCCCUCCGGAUGGGACCACGUUUUCCCAAAUUGCUCUAGGUCAGAGACUGUCAAAGGAAAUACCGCCUUACAGUUAUUGGAACAUGCAGUUUUAUCAAUCAGAAGCAGCUUAUGUUCAAUUCGACUAUAACAUUCCAAGAGGAGCCAGCAUUGGAGUAUAUGCACGUAGAAAUGCGUUACCAACGCACACCCAGUACCAUAUAUUAGAAGUUCUUAGCGGAUUUAAAGCAAGAACUACGAGAGCAUCACACCAGUCUACCGUCAAAAAAGAGGUUACGCAUUACAUGGAACAGGGACACUGGUUUUUGUCUCUAUAUAAUGAUGAUGGUGACCCGCAAGAAGUAACAUUCGUAGCUGCUGUCGCAGACGACAUGACCCACAAUUGCCCUAACGGUUGCAGUGGCAAGGGCGAAUGCCUUAUGGGACAUUGCCAGUGCAACCCUGGUUUCGGCGGAGACGACUGCAGUGAGAGUGUAUGCCCCGUACUCUGCAGCCAACGAGGGGAAUACAUCAACGGAGAGUGCCAGUGUAACCCGGGCUGGAAGGGGAAGGAAUGUCAAUUAAGGCAUGAUGAAUGCGAAGUGCCUGAUUGCAACGGUCACGGUCAUUGUGCUAACGGAAAAUGCAACUGCAUUCGUGGAUAUAAAGGAAAAUUCUGUGAGGAGGCGGAUUGCCCACACCCUACGUGUUCCUCCCAUGGCUACUGCGUAGAAGGAUCUUGCAUUUGUAAGAAGGGCUGGAAAGGCCCCGAUUGUGCACAAAUGGACAAAGACGCCCUUCAAUGUCUUCCAGAUUGUUCCGGACAUGGAACUUUCGAUUUAGAAUCGCAAACUUGCACAUGUGAACCCAGGUGGUCCGGAGAAGAUUGCUCGAGAGAGUUGUGUGAUUUGGACUGCGGAAACCAUGGCCAUUGUGUGUCUGAGGCUUGCCAGUGCGAUCCUGGCUGGUCUGGUGAAUUCUGCAAUCUCAAACAAUGUGACCCAAGAUGCAAUGAACACGGGCAGUGUAAGAAUGGCACAUGCCUGUGUGUAACAGGAUGGAAUGGUAAACACUGUACCAUUGAAGGAUGUCCUAACAGCUGUUCUUCGCAUGGUCAGUGCAGAUUUAAUUCCGAGAGUAUGUGGGAGUGUCGAUGUGACAGCGGAUGGGAUGGUCCGGAUUGCAGUAUUUUAUUAGAACAAAACUGCAAUGAUGGUAGAGACAAUGAUAAAGACGGUCUUGUUGAUUGUGAGGAUCCGGAAUGUUGUUCGAACCAUGUGUGCAGAAGUAGCCAGCUUUGCGUAUCCUCUCCAAAACCCAUAGAUAUUUUAUUGAGGAAACAGCCUCCAGCAAUCACAGCUUCUUUCUUUGAAAGAAUGAAAUUCUUGAUUGACGAAGGCAGUUUGCAAAACUAUGCAAAACAGGAGACCUUCAACGAAAGUCGAUCAGCUGUUGUACGAGGCCGGGUUGUUACUCAGUUGGGAACUGGACUGAUGGGUGCCCGAGUCAGUACAAGCACUCCUCAAGAAGGUUUCACACUUACCAGAGAUGACGGUUGGUUUGACUUAUUAGUAAACGGUGGUGGUGCUGUCACGCUACAAUUCGGCAGAUCGCCAUUCGCACCGCAAAGCCGUAUUGUUUUCGUUCCGUGGAACGAAGUAGUUAUAAUAGACAACAUUAUCAUGAUAACUGGAGAGGAAAGAUCCCUCAAUGUACCUCCACAGCCGUGCAGUUCACAUGACUAUGAUACCAUGAAACCCGUUGUCCUUGCAACUUGGAAGCACGGUUUUCAGGGAGCAUGUCCAGAUAAAAGUGCCAUAUUAGCUGAGUCUCAAGUUGUUCAGGAAAGCUUACGGAUUCCUGGAACUGGAUUAAAUUUGGUUUACCAUAGUUCCCGCGCCGCCGGAUAUUUGUCCACAAUUCAGCUUCAGUUAACUCCCGAAGUGAUUUCCGCAGACUUGAAGUUAAUUCACCUUCGUAUCACGAUUGAGGGAAUCUUGUUCGAGAAAGUAUUUGAGGCUGACCCUGUCAUUAAAUUCACGUAUGCCUGGAGCCGACUUAAUGUUUACCGUCAAAGAGUUUAUGGGGUAACCAAUGCCAUAGUCAAGGUCGGAUAUGAAUAUACCGACUGUAAAGACAUAAUUUGGGAAGUUCAGACAACCAAACUCAGUGGGCAUGAUAUGAGUAUAUCCGAAGUGGGAGGUUGGAACCUCGACAUACACCAUCGCUAUAAUUUCCAUGAAGGUAUUUUACAAAAAGGUGAUGGUUCCAACAUUUACUUAAAACACAAACCUCGUGUAAUCCUCACGACAAUGGGCGAUGGUCAUCAAAGACCAUUAGAGUGUACUGAAUGUGACGGACAAGCAUCCAAACAACGUCUUUUAGCACCUGUAGCUCUAGCUAGCUCUCCUGAUGGUUCCCUUUUCGUUGGUGACUUUAAUUUGGUUAGAAAAAUACAAACUGACGGGAUAGUACGAACAAUCGUCAGACUAAACGCCACGAGGGUCUCUUACAGAUACCACAUGGCACUUAGUCCGUUGGAUGGUACACUAUAUAUUUCCGAUCCAGAAUCGCAUCAAAUCAUAAAAGUCCGAAAUACAGACGAAUACUCUGAUCCAGAGCGUAACUGGGAAACUGUAGUAGGAUCUGGUGAACGAUGUCUUCCAGGGGAUGAAGCCCAUUGUGGAGACGGGGCUUUAGCCCGAGAUGCAAAACUUGCUUAUCCGAAAGGAGUAGCGGUGUCAAACGACAACAUCUUAUACUUUGCUGAUGGCACCAACAUAAGGAUGGUGGAUCGUGAUGGCAUUGUAACCACUGUUAUUGGAAAUCACAUGCACAAGUCGCACUGGAAGCCGCUUCCCUGUGAAGGAACAUUGAAUAUCGAGGAAGUUCACUUAAGAUGGCCCACCGAGCUAGCGAUCAACCCUCUGGAUAAUACUCUGCACAUUAUAGACGAUCACAUGAUUCUCCAAUUAACUUUAGAUGGAAGAGUUAAAGUGAUUGCUGGAAGACCGCUGCAUUGCCCUUCACCUUUAACUGGAUAUGACAUUGAGUUGGCGACGUAUGCAACUCUAGUAAUGCCUCAAAGUAUUGCGUUUAGUGCAUCCGGGGAUCUAUAUGUUGCUGAAAGCGAUUCUCAAAGGAUUAAUAGAGUUCGUAUCAUCGGAACCGAUGGGAAAAUAUCACCAUACGCUGGCGCUGAAUCCAAAUGCAACUGCCUCGAGAGAGGUUGUGACUGCUUUGAAGCUGACCACUUCUUGGCAUCAAACACCAAGUUCAACACAAUAUCAGCAGUAACUGUCAGUCCAGACGGACAUGUUCACAUCGGCGACCAAGCCAAUUACAGGAUUCGAUCAGUUAUGGCUAGUAUUCCAGAUGCUAGUGUUUCACGAGAAUAUGAAAUUUACUCUCCAGAAACUCAAGAAAUCUACAUCUUUAAUAGAUUUGGUCAACACAUCGCUACCAAAAAUAUUUUAACUGGAGAAACGAGUUAUGUUUUUACUUAUAACGUUAACACAAGCAAUGGUAAGCUCAGUACAGUAACCGAUGCUGCUGGUAACAAAGUUUUCCUACUUAGAGAUUAUUCAAGUCAUGUAAAUUCUAUUGAAAAUACCAAGGGACAAAAAUGCAGACUACGUAUGACUAGAGUAAAAAUGUUACAUGAACUUAGCACCCCCGAUAAUUACAAUGUCACUUUUGAUUACCACACGAACGGCCUAUUAAAGACCAAGUUGGAUAGCAGUGGUCGCAGUUACGUAUAUAAUUACGAUGAAUUUGGAAGACUAACCUCGGCGGUGACACCCACUGGUAAAGUUAUAAGCCUUUCCUUUGACUUGAGCUUAAAAGGAGCUACAGUUCGAGUAAGUCAGAAUAACAAAAAACCAGUUUCCAUGCUUAUUAAAGGUUCUAGUGUGUCUACGAAAAUAGAGGAAACAGAAAACAGAAUUAUAUUACUAGCAGAUGGAAGUGCGGCAAGCAUAUCACCUUGGUCCCACAGUACCACCACAGAUACAGUUCCUUACAAUAUUUUAUCAGAAAAAGAGCCUUUAUUAGGUGAAAGCUACCCAGUUCCGGCGAAACAAAGGACUGAAAUUGGUGGAGACCUCGCUAAUAGAUUCGAAUGGAGAUACUUCAUCCGACCGAAUCCCAACUCCAAAGGUAGCAAAGGCCUUGUGCCAAGAACAAUAAUAAAAGUAGGCAAGAAGUUGAGAGUUAAUGGAGAAAACCUACUCACCAUGGAGUAUGACAGAGAAACUGCUUCAAUAUCAGUCUUUAUGGAUGACAAAGUAGAACUACUAAAUGUAACUUAUGAUCGUUCAUCUAGACCUGUGAAAUGGGGUCCAAGGAAUGGUAUAUUUGCAGAAGUAGAGUUGGAGUAUGACAGAUUCAGCAGGUUAAGUAACUGGAAGUGGGGAGAACUAAGUGAAAGCUAUGGGUUUGACAGAGCUGGCAGACUGAAUGAAAUAAAAUAUGGUGAUGGGUCAUCGCUUGUAUACACCUUCAAAGAUAUGUUCAGUAGCCUGCCAUUAAAGGUCAGUACUCCCAGGGGAUCUGAUUAUCUUCUCCAGUAUGACGACUCUGGAGCUCUUCAGUCUCUUACAACCCCACGAGGACAUAUCCACACAUUCUCCUUACAAACGUCCCUCGGCUUUUUCAAGUACCAGUAUUUCUCACCGAUGAAUCGUCACCCGUACGAAAUCAUCUAUAACGACGAUGGUCAGAUACUAGCCAAAAUCUAUCCACAUCAAUCUGGAAGGGUGUCUUAUGUGUACGAUGAUGCAGGAAAACUCGAAACAACACUGGCCGGAAUGAGUUCAACUCGAUAUGUAUAUCAUGACGUGUCUGAUUUGGUAAAGACAAUAGAAAUUAUAGAACCCAAUUUUGAGCUAAGGCAGGAGUUUAAAUACCACGCUGGUGUAUUGAAAGAUGAAAAACUUAAAUUCAAUAGCAAAAGUGGUUUGGAUAAUGCACAUUAUAAGUAUCAGUAUGAUGGCAAUGCCCGAUUGUCAACCAUUGAUCUUGAUAUUAACGGUAAAGAACUGCCUCAACUGAGAUUAAAAUAUAAUCAGAAUUUAGGUACUCUGGAAGGUAUAAGUGAUUUGAGGAUAUACCGAAACACUUUCAAUCGGUCGGUAAUGCAGGACACUACUAAACAAUUCUUCACAAUAACAGAUUAUGACGAUCACGGAAGAAUUAAAACGAUUUUAAUCAACAUUAAAUCAUUUGACGUAUUUAGACUAGAAGUGGAAUACGAUGUGAGAAACAGAAUAAAAAUGCAGAAAUUGUUAGUUGGGAGAACACAGUUCAUGGACAGGAUAGCGUAUAACUCCGACGGUCAUGUACUGGAAGUUGUCGGCACCAGUAAUUGGAAAUAUGUCUACGAUGAAAACGGUAAUAUUAUAGGAGUUAUAAAAGAAAAGGAAAAAAUAUCACUGGGCUAUGACAGUGGUGACCGUGUUGUGCAAUACGGUGAUGUCGAGUUUAACAGUUAUGAUACUCGCGGAUUUGUAGUACGUAGGGGAGAACAGAAAUAUAGAUACAACUCUAGAGGCCAAUUAAUACAUGCCUUUGAAAGAGACAAAUUCCAAACGUGGUACUACUACGACGAUAGAGGAAGACUCAUAUCGUGGAAUGAUGAAAAAGGCAAUGUUACUCAAUAUUUCUACACUAACCCAAGCACUCCCGAUUUAAUAACGCAUGUUCACUUCCCCAAAUCGGGACGUACGUUCAGGUUCCUCUACGAUUCUAGGGACGUAAUUAUCACUGUAGAAACUUCUGAGCAAAGAUUUUAUGUGGCAACAGAUCAAAACGGGUCGCCUCUCGCUCUAUUUGACAUUAACGGGAAUCUCAUUAAGGAAAUCAGACGAACGCCAUUUGGCAAUAUAAUUUUAGACACGAAUCCAGAUUUCUACCUACCUGUCGACUUCCAUGGGGGUAUUCUGGAUCCAAACACAAAACUCAUAUACAUUAACAAAAGGCUGUAUGAUCCUGCGGUUGGACAGUGGAUGACUCCGAAUUGGGAACAACUUGCUACAAAACUGACUACACCCACCGAUGUUUUCAUUUACAGAUUCCACAAUAAUGAUCCGAUUAAUUCAAAAUUGUCUAUAAAUUACAUGACGAGCUUGAAGAGCUGGCUACAGAUAUAUGGAUACGAUAUUGAGAAAAUGCUCGGAUCACAGUAUAUCAGUAAACUGGUAUAUAGGCCUCAAGCUGUGGUGACUGCUCCGCAACUUGCACCCGACUUUGGAAUAAUGUCCGGAUUGCAAUGUAUUAUAGAUAAAAUAAACGAGAAAUUCAUGGACCUCAGUUUCGUGCCAAGGCCACUACUGAAGAUGGAGCCGAAAACAAGAAACCUGCUCCCGAGGGUAGCCUAUAGGAGGUCCGUCUUCGGAGAAGGAGUCUUAAUAUCUAGAGUAGGAAGCAGAGCUUUAGUUAGUGUAGUGGAAGGUGUAAACGGCGUAGUGCAAGAUGUCGUAACGUCAGUGUUUAAUAACUCGUUCUUCUUGAACGUGCAGUUCAGCAUUCACGACCAGGACGUGUUCUAUUUCGUCAAAGACAAUGUACUUAAGAUUCGUGAUGACUUAGAGGAACUUCGUAGAUUAGGUGGAAUGUUCAAUGUUUCAACGCAUGAAAUAACCGAUCAUGGUUCAUCCGCAACCAUAAAAGAAUUGCGACUACACAAUCCCGAUGCAGUAGUUAUAAUUAAGUAUGGCGCAGAUCCAAAUCUGGAGACCCAUAAAAUUCUGAGGCACGCUCACAAGAGGGCGGUGGAGAGAGCCUGGGAAAUCGAGAAGCAAUUGGUCGCUGCCGGAUUCCAAGGAAGAGGUGACUGGACGGAAGAGGAAAAGGAAGAAUUAAUAUCACACGGUGACGUGGAUGGUUACGAGGGGGUUGAUAUACAUAGUAUACACAAAUAUCCUCAGCUGGCCGAUGACCCGGGCAACGUGGCAUUCCAAAGGGACACUAAACGAAAGCGAAGAAAGAGCGGCCUACGACGCGGUAGGGUACAUAGACAUGACUCGUGAUUAUUUAUUAAAAAUGGUGAUAUUUAUUAAGUAACAACAGAAAUAUUUUUAUGUGCCAUACUCCAACAUCAAAUCAAAUCCUAGUCGUUCUUAAAGUACAUAACUAAUUUAUAGAGACAAAUUACUAUUUUUAAUAAAUUCAUGGCCAUAUUUUAAUAAUCAUGAAUAACUAAGCCAUGAUACUGUCCAAUAAAAACAUGUAACUGUGUUGUGUAAAAGCAAUCAAAAGGCCUAUAUGAUAACGAAAGGAUGAGUUUUUCCUACAGGGUAGCCGAGUUACUCUAAGGAUUACUUUUUAAAGAAAAACAAAGACUUUCAAUAUAGUUUAUUGUAGUUCAGGCACUACUAAAGAGAAAUGUACAUAUAUCAGAAGCUUUUUAUAUGGAAACUAUAGUGAACCGCUAUGAUGAGUAUCUGAAUGAUUAAUUUUUAUGCUGCAACUUCUUAUGAUGAUUUUCGAUGAUCGUCACUGAACACGUAGCAUCUGACUGAUAUAUUAUUCAUUCGAUGAGUAUAGGAAUAUAUUUGAUGCAUAGUCCAUAGAUGUAAAUAUUUAUUUAUGGUUUUAUUAAGUUUUACAAUUCUAUCCUUGGUGCUUGUCUUCACAUCUAUCGAUAUUAGAUUUACCCGGGCCAUAGGUAUCUAAGUGGGCCAUGUAUCAUUAGAAUAGCGUACAACUGUGAAUUUUAUAAUACGCAUAAUAGAAACUGUAACUUAAUGCCAAUAAUAUACACCAAAUUAUCGAUUAUUUGCCAUAGCUGAAUAUUACUAAAUGGACUCGUUAGGUACAGCUGUUGUAAUGAUAAAUGAACUCUUUUUAUGACUUUUUAUAUAGAUCAAUGUCUUACUUUUAUUAUUUGGGACGAAAGACAUUCAUUGAAGUGAUUAGGUAUAGGUAAGGGGCAAAUGCAGCCAAAUGUGGAUAAGUGAUAUUUUUUCUAAUGUGACUAACAAAGAAAGCAAUACUUUGUAUCUUAUAUGUCUUAAUUAUUAUUAAAUUAUACUGUGCAAUUGUUGUGUGGUUGUUUAUAAACGGCCAGCACUAGUAAUGCAUUAAAAGAUAUUGACGAUGACCAUAUUCGUAAAAUAUUAAUACUAAUAUUUUAUGUAUGUAUAUAUAAAUUUAUUGUGUAUAUUGUUUUUAUAUGUAAAUAUAUUUUGUUUUAUUCAGUAAUAUACUCGUUUAUUAAA